Messenger RNA from Oreochromis niloticus (Nile tilapia), 1332 nucleotides. Its product is annotated as myelin regulatory factor-like protein. The record is from RefSeq and is a predicted model, not a curated record. Gene Ontology annotation, cellular component: nucleus; endoplasmic reticulum membrane. Gene Ontology annotation, biological process: positive regulation of DNA-templated transcription; protein autoprocessing. NCBI's taxonomy places the organism in Eukaryota, Metazoa, Chordata, Actinopteri, Cichliformes, Cichlidae. The transcript is spliced from 8 exons. Bases 194 to 685 code for a protein of 163 amino acids. Gene Ontology annotation, molecular function: DNA-binding transcription factor activity; sequence-specific DNA binding.
ACCCACUGAGACUCCUCUGCAAACCUCAUCAUGGACCAGCACAGUCCUGCCAACUGGUACUCCUGGCCUCUGGCCCCCUGCUGUGGACUUCUGUGAUCUGCUAUACUGUGAUAAGGUGUACUGCUGCCCUUCAUCAACAGAGGGCACCACUAACUCAAACAUCACCAUCUCUAAAUCAACAGAAAUACCUGUUAUGAAAGAAAAAAACAUAGAAGAUUUUUAUGGACAGCUGAAAAAUGCUGGAGACUGGACGAACACCACUAUCCAUUCUAUCAUGAUCAAAGAAAGCCAACUGGUGAUUGACAGAAAAUACUGUCUAAGAGACGAAUGUGGCCCUGGUCGAUACAUCUUCAGAGUUCCUGUCAGUGAGUUUGUUCCUGUCAACAUGAAAGUAACCCUGCUCAUGAACUCUACAGAGGAGUUGGUAGUCCAUCUGUGCAGUUUUGAUGAGUCCACAGUCUGUUCUGCUCAGGUCGAUAUCAGCACUGUGUCUGACAGCAGAUACCCAUCAAAUACACAGGGGGAACAUGAAUGGCCUCUUCAUGUGGCUCACCUUUAUCAAAGCUGGUAUCACUUCCGCUCAACAGUGGCUGGUCAAGCAGACUGCAGUACCAACUAUCAGUACGCGGGGGCGCUCUUCACAGAUUACCACUUCUACUUCUACAGACACUGCACGGAAUUAUAGAAACACAAUUACAGACAAAUUAUAAAAACAUGUUUAUGGAAUAUUUGCUUUAUUUCUGCAAAGACGACAAUUAGAGAAAUCCAAGCAUGCUCUAAUCACUUAUGCAAGUUUUUAUGUUUGGUUGUUUUGUUUUGGGGUUUUUGCGGGGGGGGGGGGUAGGUUUGUUAUUCUAGAAAAAUGGCUGGUUAAUUUAAAAAACAAAUGACAAGUUGAAAACGUUUACUUUGACGUUGUGUUAUUUAAUGUAUUUUACUCAUAUCAUUGUUUUAUGAUAAGUUUUACACAGACUGGCAAAAAUGGAAAUGCCAAAAAUAAAAAAGAAUUACAACAACCCAUCUUCCAAUCAGAGAGGGGGGGUUGGAGAGGGGAUUUAUUGUGACUGCAGUUCAGACAGGAUAAGUGUCGGCGCACAUGUGAGGAUCAUCGAGAUUUAAAAAAAGUAUGAAAGUACAUUUCUGCCACGUGAAAAUGUGUUUUCUAUAUGCAUUUUUAAAUUGUCUAUUUUUCUGCCUUUUCUCAAAUAUUUGUUUUUGGUUUUCUUUGAUAUGGACAGUUUUACCUCGUGUCUGUAAAGCUGUUAAAAUGUAGAUAGAUGUAAAAAUCCUUAUAUACACACUGCUUAAAAAAUAAAGGCAACACAAAAAUAA